AUGCUGGUGGCGAUCGGAGCGUGCUAUUUUGACACUGUUCUCACAACUUCACACUAUCCAGCAGAAGACGAGAAGUUGCGGGCAUCCAGUGUGACUCGUCGACGAGGAGGUAAUUGUCCAAACACAUUGGAAGUACUGGGCCAACUGGUCUCGGAAGAUGACAUAGAGCACGAGUUUCCCCUUGAGCUUAUCACAGUACUACCGGCGCGGUCGUCGCAAGCAUCACAAAGGAUCAUCUCUGAGUUCAGCCCACGUGUCGGCCUUGAGAAUUGCGUCUAUCGAGAGGACCACAAAGAGCCAGCUUCGUGCUACAUCAUCCGAAGCAAAGCCACUGGUAGCCGAACGAUUGUCAACUACAACAAUCUUCCCGAGGCCACUCAGGAAGAACUUAUUGAAAGAAUUGACUUGCUGAGUCCGAGAGCUUCAUGGUUCCAUUUUGAAGGCCGAAUGCCUGACUUGACCCUAAAAUCCAUACGUUACAUACGCAAGCACUUACCAGCCACCAAAAUAAGUGUGGAGAUGGAACGGCCCGGUCGGCCAGGUCUUCAGGCACUGGCCCAAGAGGCUGAUGUUGUGUUCUACGCGAGAUCAUGGGCUCUGGGCGCUGGACAUUCUACGGCGGAGGAAUGCUUGCAUGCCGAAGCUGCUUUGACACCCACAGCGUCCUUGCUGUGUUGCACCUCGGGCGAAGAAGGCGCAAGUGCGCUGCAGCCCAGCGAUGGUACCUUUGCACAUGCGCCUGCUCAUACUACGGAGAACUUUCAAGUCGUCGAUCCAAUUGGUGCAGGCGAUACGUUCAUUGCUGGCAUGCUUUAUUCGCUAGCUCGCAGAGAUCCAGACUGGGAUCUUACUCAAAAGCUCGCGUUUGCGAAUCGCCUCGCAGGGACGAAGGUUUCCCAAGAGGGAUUUUCGGGGUUGUAUCGUGUACUGGCAUCUAUCGUGUGA
Penicillium diatomitis is the source of this 945-nucleotide messenger RNA. RefSeq lists its product as uncharacterized. Bases 1 to 945 code for a protein of 314 amino acids. Gene Ontology annotation, molecular function: kinase activity. Lineage: Eukaryota; Fungi; Ascomycota; Eurotiomycetes; Eurotiales; Aspergillaceae. The transcript has 5 exons. The record is from RefSeq and is a predicted model, not a curated record.